AUUUCCGGUGGCAGCUUGAGGCUUGAGCGGCUGCUCGGAAACAAACGAUGCCACUUGCUCUCUGCUUCAAUCCCGACACCACUCUUCUUCUCCGACCAAUCCCAUCGUCGACCCAUCUCGCCAUCUCCUCUCGCCACCCGCGCUCCUGGUCCCCGAUCUCACGCGCCGCCGCCACCGUCUCCGCCAUGGCCGUCGGCUCCGUCCGAGUCGCCACCGCCCAGAUGACCUCCAUCGACGACCUCGCCGCCAAUUUCGCCACUUGCUCUCGCCUCGUUCAAGAAGCAGCUUCUGCGGGGGCUAAAUUGCUUUGCUUUCCGGAAAGCUUCUCCUUCAUCGGUGCCAAUGAUGAGGACAGUGUUAAAAUUGCGGAACCAUUGGAUGGACCGAUCAUGCAACAAUACCGAUCUCUUGCAAGGGAGUCGAAAAUCUGGUUGUCACUUGGAGGAUUCCAAGAAAAAGGGUCAGAAGAGGCGCAUAUCUGCAACACACAUGUUGUGAUUGAUGAUGCUGGUAACAUUAGGAGCUCUUAUCGGAAGAUACACUUGUUUGACGUGGAUGUUCCAGGCGGAAGGUCAUACAAAGAGAGCAGCUACACAGAACCAGGAAAAGAUACGGUAGCUCUAGACAGCCCCAUUGGACGUCUGGGGCUGACAGUUUGCUAUGAUGUGAGAUUUGCAGAGCUUUACCAACAGCUAAGGUUCCAACAUGAAGCACAGGUUCUUUUGGUGCCUGCAGCUUUUACAAAGAUAACAGGUGAGGCACACUGGGAAAUUCUACUUCGUGCUCGAGCAAUAGAGACUCAAUGCUAUGUCAUAGCUGCUGCGCAAGCUGGAAAGCAUAACGACAAGAGAGAGAGCUAUGGCGACACACUAAUCAUUGAUCCGUGCGGCACCGUAGUUGGUCGUCUACCUGAUCGUGUGUCAACAGGGAUUGCGAUAGCUGAUAUUGACCUAUCGUUAGUGGAUUCAGUGAGAACAAGGAUGCCAAUAGCCAAGCAUCGGAAGCCGUUCAACUUCUGGAGACCUGCAUCCUUGUUAUUCCCUUUACUGUGCAUUUCCAAGCUGAAUAAAGUUGCAAGAGUCAAUAUGCUUCGUGUUGCUGAGAGCAUGAUACCUUUGCGUCCAUUGGCUUCAGAGACAAGGCAUUCCGACGUGUCAUAAGAUCCGUGAAGCAAUAGAAAUUGGAUGCAGACAGCAACAUACUGCACUUGUCAUUUUGAAUUCGUGUACCUGGUUUUUCAUCGCUGUUAAUCUCGGAGUAGCAUUGGUCAUAUGUGCAUGGAAGCUCUAUGUGCAGGCGUUUGGCCUUCCAAACGUUUUCAGUCAUUUUGAAGCGUUGAAUCUACUGAUGUGAUUCUGGGUUGAAUUGAAUUUUAACUGACAUUGUCAUUAUGUGAAUUGAAUACUCCGACCUGUGAAACAUUUGGUCAAA
Syzygium oleosum is the source of this 1431-nucleotide messenger RNA. RefSeq names its product deaminated glutathione amidase, chloroplastic/cytosolic. The transcript has 9 exons. Gene Ontology annotation, molecular function: hydrolase activity, acting on carbon-nitrogen (but not peptide) bonds, in linear amides. The record is from RefSeq and is a predicted model, not a curated record. NCBI's taxonomy places the organism in Eukaryota, Viridiplantae, Streptophyta, Magnoliopsida, Myrtales, Myrtaceae. The coding region runs from base 48 to 1160 and encodes 370 amino acids.